Messenger RNA from Xiphias gladius (swordfish), 5837 nucleotides. RefSeq lists its product as uncharacterized. The record is from RefSeq and is a predicted model, not a curated record. NCBI's taxonomy places the organism in Eukaryota, Metazoa, Chordata, Actinopteri, Istiophoriformes, Xiphiidae. The transcript is spliced from 25 exons. Gene Ontology annotation, cellular component: myosin complex. Bases 1 to 3741 code for a protein of 1246 amino acids.
AUGGGUGUGUUCACAGCUCCAGUACAGAGGAAUGUGAGGAGUGGUUGCCUGUGUUGCCCAACACAAAGCAGCUCAGCGUUCAGUCUGACACCUAUAGCAACCAGCAGCUGUUUAACCAACAGUCCGUCCUCUCAACUCCACGAGACUCCAAACCUCAACUGUAAGCCGUCAGCUUACCUGCAGGCGGUGCAGCCGAGGCGACAGCUUAUCCUGCGUGCGUCAUCACGCACGGCUCCGGUGUGCUGCAGGUGUAGCCCCGGACCCACCCACAGGGCAAACUCCUGUCAGCCGGGGAGCAGCGGCGCGUCAGACGGCAGCGGAGCAGCGCGGAGGGCGCGUCACCAGUCUCCAGAGUUCCGGAGAAAAAGAGAGGACCUCCCUGCUUCUGUGGACAAACUACGGCAGCUGAUAGAAGAUAAAGUUCACAUUCUGCAGUCCAUCAUCCCUGAGAACCACCAGGGCUUGGUGUGUAAGGAGAACACCAGAAGAGAAGGACUGUGGAGGUUUGCCGUUUUGAGUGAGGAGCUGACCUUUGACCUCCAGCAGCUGCAGAGACAGACAGAGCAGGAGCUCGGUAACAUACACACACGACUCUUUCAAAUUGAAUGCCGUCGGGAGCAGCUGACCGUUGAGCUCGUUAAUCUUCAAGAGAGGAAGAAACAGAUCGAACAAGAGCUGAAGAGAAGCUCCAGCCUUCAAACGUCCACUUUGCAGUUGUGUGCUUGUCAGGAGCUUCAGGCCUCCAUCACCAAGCGUUUGGUCCAGUCAGAGGGGCUGGUGUUCCAGGAGGAGGCACUGUGCGCACUCCGUAACCUGCUGACCCAAGACCUGCAGAGGUACCAGGAGGAGACCCAGAGACUGACCCGCUUCACACAGAAAAUACUCCAGCAAUCCCACAGGUCAGAGAGAGAGGACACCUUCACUAACAGACUGAGUGACCACAGCAUGCAGGGGAAGAGCGAGACAGAGCAAGACAUCAACAUGCACGCGCCUGAGUCCUCUUCCUUCCAAUCACCAUGUAGUCCUCACCAGACCACCAACGAAAAAGAGGCAGAGCAGGCCUGGAGAGCCAGUCAUAAGAGACCGUCUGCAGGCCUGUCCAAUAGGACAAACCUGCAAAGAGCUGGAAGCAUCAAAGACCUGAUUAAUAAGUUUUCUGGUCCAGAUCAAAUCUCUCCCUCCAGUUCCCCUCAAAGUCCUGGUUUUGGAGUAGGGCAAGCCCUGAAGUCUGCCUCGGCAGAGGCUCUUGAGUCUCCUAAAUCCAAAUCUAGUCCGUCCACACCAGGCAGUGUUGUACCAGAUGAGAGUCCAGUUCCCAGCAUCACUAUUACUCCUCCACUCAGAGAAACCGGUCAGAACGAGGCUCGGUCAGCUCAGAGAGGCACCAAAACCAGUCAGAUUGCUGUGAGAAUUGAUUGUCCAGUAGGAGGCAGUGCUGGGAACGCUGAUUCACAACCAACGAGCAAAACGCGAACCACAGACUCUGGUAGAGACUCAUUGGCUGACUCUGGAAUGGGAUCGGGAGGAUAUCAAGUCAUUGCAAGUCAAAAGACUCAAGUCCAAGUGAAGUCACAAGUCAUUGGUGUCAAAGAGUCUGAAUUGGAUUCGAGCAAGCAGCCAGACAGCCCGUCAGAGGAGGAGCCCUCCACGCCCAGAAUCACGCCCACCAGCCAGAACCCAAAAUAUCAGCUGUUCCUCAACAACGAGCUGAGGACCAAUGGGUUGAGUGGCAAGGAUGCAGAUGGUCCAGGAGGCAGUGGGUCAGUCGGGGAAAACGGCGCCCGGCUGUCCCGAUGGGAGACCACCCGGCCGGGGCUAAACCACUACCGAGGGUCCCUGGAGUCCUUAGCCUCACGGGACGGGGACACUAUGUCUGACAGGUUUGGUGUUGUUGACAGCCCUCCCCGAGUCUUCAACAGUCCAUACACCACAGCCACUGCCAUGGAUUACAACACCAUGUAUCGAGUGUCAGAGUUCAAGGUUCAGGGUGGACUGUCCCCUGCCACCUCGGAGAUGAACCUGUACGGCUUCAACAGUCGCAGCACCAGUCCAGUGGGCAUACCCACACCCACCCUUACAUCCCCCCGCCUCCGACUCUCCACCUACGAAACUCUGGUGAAGAGGAGGGCCGAGUUCAACAACCCUGUGAUACCCACCCACUACAGCAUGCGCUCCACCACUCUAGGGGCGCCCAAUAAAAAAGACUACAUAGAAGAACUGACCAAACAGCUGGAUUCCUGUCAGAGGCGUAACCAGUUCCUGGAGGCAGAGAGUGUGGAAAUGGAGAAGGAGAGGAACCAGAUCAGGUUUGAGAUGCGCGGUCUUCUGGUGAACAACGAGGACCUGCUAAGGACCAACACUCAGUUGACCAACGAGCUGAAGAGGAUGAGAGAGCAGAUGAUAGAGAUGGAGAAAGAGAACCAGUGCAUUGGAGAGAGAUACAGAGAUAUGGAGAUUGAGGUGAAGGAGGCCCGGGACAUGAUGUUGGAGGCCAACACUCAGGAGUACGCCUUCAACUUCCUCCAGCAGUCCCUCAAAAACAAGAUCCAGGACGCUGAGGAGAACCUGGAGAAGCAGACGCAGCACGCUAAGACUCUGUCUGAGAAGUUGUGGCUAGCAGAGAGACAACUGGAGGAGCUGGAGGUCGACAAAGACACCAAACACAAGAGGACGUCUGAACUCAAUAGCACCAUCCAAAGACUGGAGACAGAGCUGGGCGAGGCCCUGCAGGCGUCCACGCAGGCUGCAGCAGAGCUGCACCUGCAGCAGAAGCUGCGCGAGGACGCCCAGCUGAGGGUGGAGGAGUUGGAGGAGUCCCUGCUGGAGAAGGAGCAGGAGCUGCAGAGACUGCAGUCCCUCGUCGCCAGACUGCAGGGAGAGGUUUCUGGUAAGCUGAUUGAUAAGGAGCGGACACUCGAGGAGGAGAUCCAGCUGAGAGAGAGGAUACAGCUGCAGUGUAAGCAGGCGGAGCGGACGUUGGACGACCUCCACAUGGAGCUGCAGAGCACAAACCAGGCCAGAGAUGACGUGGCCAAACAGCUCAAACAGGCUCAGGAGAAGCUGAUCGACCUGGAGAGCGAUCUGGAGGAGCUGCACGACAGCGAGCAGAGAUGGGCCGCCAAGCACAAGAGGGCUAUCGAGCAGACGGAGCAGCUGCAGCUGAAGCUGAUUCAGGAGAAAGAUCUGAACGACCAGCUGGAAACUGAGAAGGCUGUCAUGGAGAGACAGUUGCGUGGGCUGCGUCUGGAGGUGGAGGAGCUUCAGAGCUCCAGAGUUCAGGAGGACAUCAUCUCCCGGGCAGAGUGCAGAGUCAAAGAGCUGGAGAACUCUGUGAGGACCGAGGAGAGGAACAAGGCUGUUCUGACAAACACCAUCAGUAAACUGGAGAGGAGGAUCAACGAGCUGACUGAUCAGAUGGACGAAGAGCAGAGGAUAGCUACCGAACAGAAAGACCUGAUGACCCAGAGGAUCCGCUCCCUGAAGCGUCAGCUGAACGAGGUGGAGGAAGACGCGAGCAGAAAGGACGCGCAGUACCGCCAUACCCAGAGAGAGCUGGCGGAGGAGAGGGAGACGGCCAGCCGGCUACAGAGGCAGCUGCUUGACCAACACCUGCAGACAAAGCGUAAGGAUACUCUGACGAUUCGCCAGACUCUGGAUAACCUGAGGCUGGACCUGAGCAUCGAUGACGAAGACGACGAUCAGCUGCCACGGCAACAAAUGAACAACGUCACCAAAGUCUAAACCCUCGCACGAGUGUUUAUAUCAACAUCUGCUUCUUUACACUGAAAGUGAGGUUAGGGUGUGUUUUUUAAACCUGCCACCACCAGUUUCCCAAAAAAACCCUCAAAAAACUAAGACUCUAAUUGCAGACUGAGCAGAAUGAGCUCAAGUCCUCAACUUUUCUGCAAAAACUCCUACAUGUGACCACACCCAAAAUUCCACCAGGGUUUUUUCCAUCAUGUUUCUUAGCCGAAAGCUGAAAUGUUAAUUAUCUUAUUUUAUUCUUCCUGUAAUUUCCUAAUAAUUUCCGAGGAAAUUCCCUACAAACUCAUGUCAUUUGGUACUAAUUAUAGUUGAAAUAGAGACAGCAUCUUGAGACUAUAGCUGUAUUAAUAAGUUGUGUCGAGUUGGCUGAUUUCCAGAGGAAUUUCCUUGAAAGAUCAGCUCUAUUUAAACACAAAUAUGCUGUAUAUAAAUUCAUUACGCAUUUUUUUACUGAUAACUUUAUUCUCCAUAUAUGCUGAAUUGUGUGACUAAAGCACUGGCUAAAAACUCUCAAGGUUUUUAGCCAACGUCAACGAAGCCUUCAAUUCUGAAGGGACACUUUUAACUGUGACAGACUCCAGUUUGAUAACGUUCAGAAUGCGACUUCGUUUUGACUCAGUUUUUGAACAUUCAGAGAAGAAAGUGCGACUCAAAAAAUCACUGCUUUCUUCCAAAGUCCAAACAAACUUCUCUGACUCCGCAGCGUUUGUUUUUAUUUGAUGGAGCUUUUAUAAGAAAGGUUUUUCCACAUUAGAAAGCGUUUAGUUUAACGCCACAUUCUUCUGCAGUAUUUGAACAUAACCCACACUGGUUGCUGACCUAUUACGGGAUAAUGAUGCACAACAUGGAAUUACUGUAGAGGGGUACUUUGUGAUUGUAGCUUUUUUUGAUUCACACACAGAAACAAUUAAGAGAUUAUUUAUACUGAAUACUUUUCUGUUUUUAUGUUGUUUUUAUGAUUUGAAAAUUAUUGAAUUUUCUGUAUUUGCAGUUGCUUGCCGGGCAAAAAAUCAUUUUAGUAAAUGAAGUGAUGUACGAUUUUAGAGUGCAGUUUCAGGUAUUUAAGGGGGUUCGCUGCUGUAUUAAUGUAACUUACUCUGCCUCCCACAUAUAGUAUCUGUUCACAAGAUAAGAUUUAAGGGAUAAGAUUUUUAGUGUCGACAAAGAAAACCAAAAAAAGAAAAGAAAAUCUCAUGACACACUUGCCAUUAAUGUGCCUAUUGAGUUGAAUGUAUUUUAUCCAAAUUCAGUCAAACCAGACAAAAAUCCAGGCUGAGGGCACGUUAAAGACAUUUAUGAUGGACGGCAAUAGGUUUACUGAAAGUGCAUUUUUUAAAUGUUUAAAAGUGCCCUGACUGAGAUAUUUUAUGUCUCACGAGUAAAUAAAUGUCUAAAUACUGUUUGGAUACAAGAUGCGUGUCAAUUCAAAGUGUGGAUGAGGGAAAAAACUAAACAAACAUUUUAUAAUGUUAGAAACAUCCUUUAUAUGCUAUGUGGUUUUCUGUACCAUCUGGUUAUUGUUCUCUGUGCUCUAACUUUUUUCGCAAGUAAAAUAAGCACAGAGACAGAAACAAACAGGACUGGGUCAUUACAUUCAAAUCAUCAGUAGAAAAUGAGGCUCAUUCACUGGUUUAAUUCUCUGAUCUGGAUUAUGGCCAGUCCUGUCUUCUGCAUGUUCUUUGUUUGAUUCUUUUUUAUCUAUUAGAAACACAUACAACUAAUAUUCAGAUACUCUUUGGAUUCUUAUGAGUACACUUUUUUUUGUAUUUUGCUUUUUUGGAAAGAGGAGCAUAAAUUACAAGUUUUCUCUAUGAAAGAGUUUCAUAUUCAGUUGUUGGGAUUAUAAUUACUACAAAGUGUCACUGGUGUUUUUUUUUUAAACUUUUCUCAUAAAAGAAAGUGGUGGUUUCUACAGAUAUGUAAAAAGAAAUGAAAUACACUGACUUAUUUUUGUAACUACACUUCACAUUAUACUGCUUCUACUGUUCUCGGGUAUUUAUUUUAUUUUAUUUUUUUUCAUAUUGUCUCUUGGUGAGAAGUUUCUUAGUACAAAAUGCAAAUAAAUUCUUCAC